Opisthorchis viverrini is the source of this 2304-nucleotide messenger RNA. RefSeq lists its product as hypothetical. The record is from RefSeq and is a predicted model, not a curated record. Lineage: Eukaryota; Metazoa; Platyhelminthes; Trematoda; Opisthorchiida; Opisthorchiidae. The coding region runs from base 56 to 2224 and encodes 722 amino acids. The transcript is spliced from 8 exons.
GAAACUGAGUGUCCGCGCAGACCGAGAAGCUUGGUGGACCCGAAAGGCCGAAGAAAUGGAAGAUGCAAAGAAUGCUGGAAACGUGCGCAAACGGUUCCAUUUGAUUCGUUCGACUGGUCCUCUGAAACCUCUUGUCAUCGAAAUAAUCAGAGACCAAAAUGGCUCUCUGAUAUGCAGCAAAGCAGAACGUUUGGACCGCUGGGCACAGUACUUCGAACAGCAAUUCAGCCGGCCACCUGCUACUUCCAUUCCAAAAUCUUGGCCUUCAACAGAAAGGUGGACCGUAAAUAUGGAGCCGCCUUCAGUGUCCGAAUGUAUUUUCCUACUCAAGCGUCAUCGUGCUGCUGGUCCUGACAACCUUCCACUUGCUCUUUCCAAGGAUGGCGCACCUGUUACUGCCAUUUGGAACGAUUUUCUCUCUGUGCAAUGCGCCUCGUCAGAACAUCUGAAGCAGCACGAUUUACUGUCGCUCCCAGAUAUCGAAAUUACCACUCAAGAUCGAUUGAGAUGGGCCGUAGAGGCCGCCGUGGAGAUUCUCAUCCCGUUGGAUUGGCUUGCGGUAAACACAGCAGGAUGCAUAGCUGCCUAUCAGUUUUUGAAGGCGUUGUCGAAUUUGUUAACACCACUCGGCGACUCAAUAGAAGGUCAUUCGUCUGAUCUCGCGUCAUACCAGGAGUAUCUUUUAGAUAUCGUAAUCACCGAAAUGUUUGGGCGGAUUCGGAAGUCUGUGGAGUUGGGGGAUCCAGUCGUUGUUCCACCGAUUUCGUAUGCUAUGGGACUUUUGACAGAUUGGUUGAGGGAUUCGUCUCAUGUGAACACCUUCGGUGUACUCCGUCGCAUUGCUCAUUAUUGGGAGCUGUUGGGGCUGUUCCUGACACUGACCUUGAAAACCGUAAUUUUCCAUCAAAAUGGUGUCCAGACAGAUGCUCAAGAGGUUACGCUAUACGAAAUUCUCCGGCUGUGGAAAUAUGCCCUUCGAUGCUCUGUACAAUGGUCCGAAAACAGUUCGCUUCACAACGAUCCUACGGCAUUCCUUGUUCUUUCGAGGACCCUUCACACUUGCUUAGUCACCUACCCACUACAAACAGCAGAGCGUAACCGCAUGCGCAACCAAAAUCUCACACAACUACGACUCCAUUCAACUGUGAUUCACGUGCUCCUUCGAAGCUUGCAUAGCCUCAACAAAAUGGCAACUGAAACAGAGUUGUUAUGCAAAGAGGUUCUUUCGAGGACCCUUCACACUUGCUUAGUCACCUACCCACUACAAACAGCAGAGCGUAACCGCAUGGGCAACCAAAAUCUCACACAACUACGACUCCAUUCAACUGUGAUUCACGUGCUCCUUCGAAGCUUGCAUAGCCUCAACAAAAUGGCAACUGAAACAGAGUUGUUAUGCAAAGAGGUGAGAUCCACUGUGGACGCAACUAUAUGUGGACUCGUUUGUGGGUUUGAAAGCUCUUUGUUAGCUGAGGUUGAACCAGGACCAAUAGCAUCCUAUCUGGCCAAAGCGGAGUCACAACGCAGCUUGGAAAGCAAGUUGCAGAUAGACUUACUCACGCCUGAUCCGUCACCCUGUCUGCGGCUAAUUCUGCUGAAUGGUUUGGAACUUUGUGUCCGACUCGAUCCGUCCACUGAGACCGUGCAAUUUCUAGCGCGGUCAUUAUACUCUAUUGUGUUAUCAACCCGAAACUUGGAAGCUGAACUCGCGACCUUUGAAGAGUUGCUUGUACAGUUACUUUCUGGUGACGAUUCACACCUGUUCCAGUGUCUGAACCUCUGGUUAGAAUUGGAGGAUCGCCUCUACAAUUGCAUCUCCACUCAGCAAUCUUUGCUGAAAAUGAUCCCAGACGCUCACUGGGCAUUUGCUCGUUUGGCACAAACCAUCGGUUACUCUGCCCACCUACUGGUAGACUGGAUUGUCUCACCCGAGACCAACUGCCUUACUUAUCUGAUUCGGUAUCUGCGCCGGUUCCGGGACCCAGACAGAUGCAGGUCAAUCGCUCCGACAGAACAACCAGCACCGGUGAGCCCCCAACCAACUUCUACGACAAUGGGAAACACGUCGCUUCCAGCUGAAAACAUAUCACACUGGCCCAGGGCGGAGUUGAAAGACAUGCUUCGAAGUGUAGCUCAUUGUCUACACACUUUGAAUAGUCACGGAAACGUCCCUUUCAACCCACUCCCUCUUAUUCGGAGUAUCAAUCAUGCACUCUCAGUUAUUUGACAAACCGCCAUGUCUCUGCCAUUGUCUUUCAUCUAGAGUGCUUUAUUGAUGCCUCUAUUUUUCGUCUUCGUAUAAUAAGC